AUGGCCAUCGAAAACACAUACUGGAAAAACGUCCUCACGGUUGUCCCCAUCGUGGGUGCGGCCAUCGCGACCCUGACCUAUCUUCUCCGGCUGGUAUCCUGUCGCAUCUCCACAGUAGGGCUGAGGUUGGAAGAUCUCUUGAUGGGCAUCGGCUUGAUUCUCUCCUAUUGCGCCACCGCUUUUGUUAUAUAUACGGCAUUCAAUGGUGUGGGCGUCCGAACGACCCUUUUGCCCCCAGAUGAGCGGCAUCGCAUCCAAUUUGUGACCAACACCUACUCUCUUCCUGCGACAUGGCUCACAGCGACUCCGCUAAUGCACCACUAG
Aspergillus oryzae RIB40 is the source of this 324-nucleotide messenger RNA. RefSeq lists its product as uncharacterized. The transcript has 2 exons. NCBI's taxonomy places the organism in Eukaryota, Fungi, Ascomycota, Eurotiomycetes, Eurotiales, Aspergillaceae. The coding region runs from base 1 to 324 and encodes 107 amino acids. The record is from RefSeq and is a predicted model, not a curated record.